UUAUCAUCAAAAAUUGAUCUCAUUGUCGACAUUGAAGAUGAUGUCCACCACCACCACCACUACUCCAGAGGACUAUAAUAUCAUUAAAAAAAAUCUUACACAACAUACACAUCAGUCACAUCAUAAUAAUCUUAAUAAUAAUAAUAAUAAUAAUAAUCAUAAACGAAAGCUAAGACCAAAAGUGAUCACAACAAACAACAGUAGCCACCAAUUGAUACCGUCAUCGGCAGCAGCAGUGGAUGUCCUAACACUACCUCAACAGUCACUACUGCCGCCGCCGCCGCCGCCAAUUCAGAAGUCGAUUCCCGCGUCGUUUGCCACACUCGUCAACUUCGGUAUCGAUGGCCGAUCGCGUAUGUUGUACUCCAAUGCCGACCAACAGCACUGUCCCUAUAAUCAAAUAUGGGAUCCGUUUAACAAACAAUGUCGUCAACUGUACUGUUCGGCACACUUUACACUAAUCGGCUUCAGUUGUGUGGAAAACGGCAGCGACGACAGCGAUGACGAUGACGGCGGCGGCGAUGAUGAUGACGACGACAAGCCGUCCAUAUCUUUUCUGGACUCGAAAAGCAAGUUUGUUAACAUUACGCUGGGUCUGGAUUUGCUGGAACCGGUAGAUAACGUAACCGAUUGGAUUGGCCAACAGGACAGGCCGUUUGACGAAGAGUUUAUCAGCGAAUUUGCCAAUUCGUUUAGCGAGUUGUCUGCCCAGCGCAUCAUAAACGUUACCUAUGUUGCCGCCGGCGAUCCCGUAGACAGUGCUGGCCAGGCGUCGUCGUCAUCGUCGUUGACCGUCAACUUUAUACUGGUAGAGGCCAACAGUUCCGGUGUCCACAAUCACAGUACAACCACCACCACCACCGAUACCAUCAACAUCGACAACAACGACGAAAUACUUAUAGUACUCAGUAAUACCGUAUCCAUGAAAAACUUAUCGUUCAAUUUGUACGACAAUUCGGUUAAGGCCAACAAAAUUCAUACGGCAAUCGCCGCGUUGACCACAUUUUGUUCGGGCGAUUCGGAUAUGCCUAUCUGGUACUGGAAUUCGGAGUUUCAGAUGAUAGCAGCCGCCGCCCCCGACAAUAAUAUGACCUAUUUGUAUGUCAACGAAACCCGUAAACAUUAUAUCCCCGGCCAAUAUCUCGGCAAUAUAUUGUACGUCCAAAACAUGACAAUGGCUACCAAAGUUAGUGUUUCAUCUAAUGCCGUAGUUUGCGAAACCCAGACAUUGAUUCAUUCAAAUUGUACACAAAUUUUACUAAAUAAUACCGAAUACGAUUGGAUUUACCAAUCAAACGGUACGGUAUUAUUAGUGACCAAAGAUAAUGUCACUCACGAUCACUACGAAAUUGCUGCCAACGGAUCCGUUUAUAUAUGUUUUGAACACCACCGAUGCGAUACUAGUCAAUGGAUACAGGAUUUUGUCGAAGAUAUACUAUCGACUGUAUUGAUAAUCCUAUCGAUCACUGCCCUGACCUGUGUAUUGAUAACAUAUCUGACAUUUCCUCGUCUUCGGUCGACAAUCAACGGAUUCAAUACCAUUAAUCUAGUCUUCUGUAUUGAACUGAUGCAACUGUUGUUUCUGACCAGUCCGUACUUAGGCGAGUGCCGAUUGGCUGCCAUUGUCUUGCACUGGGUUCUACUGUUGACAAUGUCGUGGUCGAGUGUCAUCGCCUACGAUAUGUAUCAAACGUUUGGCGCCCGAAAACUGAUAAUCAGAGAUAACAAAUCGAUAAAAGUCCGAAUCAGCUAUUGGCUAACGGCUAACCUGAUCGCCAUCGGUGUCCUGUCGAUUGCCGGUAUCUGUGAACUAUGCGAUUCACCAUUGAGACCACAUUACGGCGAUUUAGGUGAACUAUCAUCUGUUUGCUGGAUCAGCAAUCCGUGGUCGACGUUCGUCUUUUUCGGUAUUCCACUAAUCCUAAACAUCGGCGUCAAUCUGGCCUUAUAUCUGAUGACUGUCUAUCAUAUGCGCUGCGAUCUGAAACUAGCAGACAAUACACUGCAGCAUAAAGUCUGCCGAUUUUCGUCGUCCAAUUCAAGCACAACCACUGACACGUCAGCUCACAGUGCAGUGACCACUACAUCGAGCACUGGCAGCUCCACCAGCACUGGCAGCUCCACCAGCACUGGCAGCUCCACCAGCACUGGCAGCUCUACCAGCACCGGUAGUUCCAGUGUUAGUCUCUGCAACGUCAAGCAACAGCAGCAGCCGUCACCCGCUAACAACUCCCGGCAGAGCCGCGGCCACCACCACCACCGGCGCCGUCCCAAUCAAGUACUGAUAUUUACCCGAUUGGGUGUCCUAAUGGGUUUUACAUGGAUUGUAGCACUUGUAGCCGCACUCAUACCCGACAGAUACGAACUACUCUUGAAAAUCCUGUCCUAUUUGUUUGUCAUCUGUAAUACAUCCCAAGGAGUGGUACUAUUUGUGGCCUUUCUGUGCAAUAGUAGAAUAGCUAAACUUUGGCGACAAUUAUUUUUUGAACAAUAAU
Oppia nitens is the source of this 2495-nucleotide messenger RNA. RefSeq lists its product as uncharacterized. Lineage: Eukaryota; Metazoa; Arthropoda; Arachnida; Sarcoptiformes; Oppiidae. Gene Ontology annotation, biological process: cell surface receptor signaling pathway. The transcript is spliced from 2 exons. Gene Ontology annotation, molecular function: transmembrane signaling receptor activity. The coding region runs from base 38 to 2494 and encodes 818 amino acids. The record is from RefSeq and is a predicted model, not a curated record. Gene Ontology annotation, cellular component: membrane.